Chroicocephalus ridibundus (black-headed gull) is the source of this 3479-nucleotide messenger RNA. It is a transcript of the gene TESPA1, whose product is annotated as thymocyte expressed, positive selection associated 1. The transcript has 12 exons. The record is from RefSeq and is a predicted model, not a curated record. Lineage: Eukaryota; Metazoa; Chordata; Aves; Charadriiformes; Laridae. Gene Ontology annotation, molecular function: signaling receptor binding. Bases 1007 to 2971 code for a protein of 654 amino acids.
AUCAAGCGUCAGGACACCGGGACAGACACAGGGGCACUGGGAUGGACACACGGACACAGGGGCAGACACAAGGAUGGACACUGUGACCGAGUUCCAGGACACUGGGAUGGACACGUGGACAUAGGGCCGGACACACAGGCAUGAGAACGGGCCUCGGGACACAAGGAAAGACACAUGGACACUAGGACAGACACACAGAGUGGCCCUGUGACACAGGGACAGACACACGGACAGACCCUGGGACACAGGGAUAGACACAUGAGCACAAGGAAGGACACACGGACAGACCCUGGGACACUGGGACAGAAACACGGGCACUAGGACAGACUCCAGGACGCUGGGACAGACAUUUGGACUCAAGGACGGACACAUGGACAGACCCUGGGACAAAGAGACAGACACACGAGCGCAAGGAUGGACACAGGGACAGACACACAGGGACAAGGACAGACUCCAGGACACGGGGACAGAUAUUCAGACACAAGGGUGGACACAUGGACAGACCCUGGGACAAAGGGACAGGCCCAUGGACACAAGGAUAGAGUCCAGGACAGUGGGACAGACAUGUGGAAACAAGGACGGACACACAGACAGGCCCUGGGACAGACAGAGAGACAGCGGGACAGAAGCCGGGGCACGGAGGCAUACGGACAAAGGGGCACCGGGCCGGACACCUGGGUGACACACGGACACGGGGACGGACACACAGACAAGCGGGCACACACCUGGACUGACAGACACCAGGACACACACCCGGACACGGGCGUCGGGACACGGUGGCACGUGGGGACAGACACAUGAGAAGUGGGACAGCGGGACACGGAUGAGUUUCCUCCCUCCUCGCUGACGACAGAUGCCGCCGGGGGCCGGGCGCGGCGGUGGGGCGACGGGACGCCACGGCUGAUGGCCCCCCGCCGCAGAUAAGGCAGCGCUCGGCGGGGCUGCCCGGUUGCCCCCCACGCCGGGAGGACCGCGUCCCCCCUCCCUGCCCCACGGCGUGGUGGCCAUGGAGGGCGCGUCGGUGCUCAGCCCGUCCUCGUGGGAGAAGCGGCGCGCGUGGGCCCGGCAGAGCCGCUGCUGGCGGACCACCGUGGUGGAGGAGGAGGCGGCCGCCGCCAUGCAGGACGUCCCCGAGCUGCAGCCGCCCCACCUGGACGAUGUCUUCCUCGAAGGAAGCCCCUCCAGCAAGAUAGAGACGUGGCUGCAGGAGUGCGGGUCGUCGGUGGAGGUCCCGUCGGAGGAGCUGGGCUUGCCGGGCCCCUACGGGUGUGGGAGCAACGGGACCAGCUUCGAGGAUGACCUGACCCUGGGAGCUGAAGCUCUUCUGCUACUGGGGAGCGACAAAGCCGCGGGCAGAGCUCCGCGGGACAAGCACCUCCACCUGGGGCACAGCAUGGCAUCCAGCGCCCUCUCCAGCCUCACCACCAAGACCAGUUCCAGCAUCACCGAGGUCCUGGAGUGGCGGCAGGCGGACGCCGAGGAGAUCCUCUACAGCCUGGGCUUCGUGCAGAGCGAGCCGGAGGCCGCGGCCCGCGUCCCCGCGCGCUUCUUCUCCGCUCCUUCCCGCGCCAAGGGCAUCGACUUCCAGCUCUUCCUCAAGGCCCAGGUGCGGCGCAUGGAGAUGGAGGACCCCUGCCUGAUGCUGGCCAGUCGCUUCCAGCAGGUCCAGGCUCUGGCUGCCACGGCCGACGCUUUCUUCUGCCUCUACUCCUACGUCUCGCGGACGCCCGUCCAGCGCAUCUCCCCGUCCCGCCUCGCCUGGCCUUGUCCCGACGUCCCCAGCGUCCCCAUCGCCCCCCCCCAGCCCAGCACCCUCUCGCCCGUGGAGCGCCUGAAGAAGGCCGUGGCCACCAUGUGCCUCUACACGUCCCCGAGGGACGAGGACAGCCCGCGAGGGACCGGCCGGGCGCCCGCCGCGGCCACCAGCCAGCCCAGUGCCCUGGGGAAGGUGGUGCAGGAGGUGCUGGAGCGGGCGCGGGGGGAACGGUUCCGCUUCGAGCCGCCCGAUGGCAUCCAGGGAAGGGACGGGGACACGGGGACGGCGCAGCAGUGGCGGGGUGCCCAGGGGGGUCCCCCAGCGUCAUCGUCACCGCGGGUGUGGGGUGACCCUGCGUGUCCCCAUUGCGGCGGUGCGGAUGCGCCGGCGUGCUGCGGCGGGGAGCAGGAGGUGUCCCCAAGGCCAGCCCCGGGGGGGACACCGGCGGACGCUGCGUGGGGACGCCUGGAGCGGUCCUGUCCCCAUGGCCGGGGGAGCGGUGCCAGCCCUGCGGGGGUGGCUCGGGGGGCCCGGGAUGCUCCGUGCCUGGUGGGCGCAGGAUGGGUCAGCACGGAGGGGCAGCAGCCAGGUGCCACUGCGAAUGUCACCUCGUCCCCGACGCUGGGUCCCCUGGCCCCCCACGCCGGCCGGGUGUGGGUCACCCCUGAGCACCCCGAGGGGCUGGGAUCCGAGGGGGACUCCGGCUUCGGCUCCGGCUCCUGGGGGACCUCCCCCAGGAGGAAGGCAGGGACCGGCGGGUGCCACCUGGGUGCCACCCUGGACCCCGCUGGGACACGUUCCCCCGGCUCGGACACACCGAGAGCCAGAGGCCACCGGGUUCGGCGGAGCAAGGGCCGGCACCGGGGGGGCUCCCCGGGGGCUGCGGGGCGGCAGCGGGGCGAUGCGCCGGGGCUGCAGCCCCCCGGGAAGGGUCCCUCGUCCCGGCGCCCCGGCUGGCAGGAGCCCACGGACUCCUUCGAGAUGGAGGAGGUGCUGAGCGCCAGCGAGGAGGAGGAGGAGGAGGAGGAGGAGGAAGAGGAGGAUGGCGAUGCCCGUGAUGAAGCCGCCCGGUGCCUCCAUCCCUCCGUCGGCAUCCGGAGAAGCUUCAUGCUGCACGCCGGCAGCGGGCAGUCCGACAGCAGCGGCUUCGUGGAGGAGCCCGUGCCCGGCCAGUCGCCCGUCGCCCGGCUCCAGGGCACCCACCAGACGGCCUGAGGCCACCGCGGAGGGACCUGGGCUUUGUCGGGGACCGUGCCACCGCGCUUCGGCCACCGAGAGCACCCUCAGCCGAGGGCUGAGCACGGCGUGUACACGCGGGUGUGGGUGUGGGUGCACGUGUGGGUGCACGUGUGGGUGUGGGUGCACGUGUGGGUGUUUGGCACAGAAAACCUUUCGACUCAGGACUUUUGCCCCGAGGGGCACAGGCGUGUCCCCUCUGCCCAGUUUGAUGGCGCUGGGGACACGGCUGCACCGGAGCAGCACUGGGAACAUGUCCCCCAGCCCCAUGACAGCACCGGGGACAUGUCCCCAAGUCCCAUGGCGGCACUGGGGACAUGUCCCCCAGCCUCAGGGCAGCAGAGGGGACACGUGCCCCUGCCCUGGGUAGCAUUGGGAGUAUGUCCCCAAGCCCCAGGGCAGCACGGGGGACAUGUCCCCAAGUCCCAGGGCAGCUCUGGGGACAUGUCUCCCAGCCUCAGGGCAGCACCAGGGACAUGUCCCCAAG